This is a messenger RNA of Colossoma macropomum (tambaqui), 2306 nucleotides long. RefSeq names its product T-box transcription factor TBX2b-like. The annotation marks the transcript as partial. Gene Ontology annotation, biological process: positive regulation of DNA-templated transcription; regulation of transcription by RNA polymerase II; cell fate specification. Lineage: Eukaryota; Metazoa; Chordata; Actinopteri; Characiformes; Serrasalmidae. The transcript is spliced from 6 exons. The record is from RefSeq and is a predicted model, not a curated record. Gene Ontology annotation, cellular component: nucleus. Gene Ontology annotation, molecular function: DNA-binding transcription factor activity, RNA polymerase II-specific; RNA polymerase II cis-regulatory region sequence-specific DNA binding.
GAAAGCGGAGAGGAGGGGACAGUGUGUAGGCAAGAGCGCAAAGGACGAAUCCACACACAACUGCCAGCGCCAAAGAGCUUCCGACUUCGCGCGGAGUCCACGCUGAUUCCUUCGCUCUUGUCGCGGCUUCGUGUUGUUUUUUUAUCCCUCCGCGUUACGGAGAGAGAGAGAGAGAGAGAGAGAGAGAGAGAGAGAGAGAAAAGGAAACUGUCGAAGAGCUGAAGUGCUGCUCUUCACUGACGGAUGUUACUGCACCGCUUUACUGGAGCAUCACGGUCCGGACUAACAGCCUACGAGCCACUUUUAACUCUUUUGCUCGCCUUCUGGAAACCUGAAUGCUUUCAUUCUUGGCACUGCUGACUAAAAAAAAUCAAGUGAUUUUUUCAGCUGAUUAUUAGGCUAUUAUUAUUAUUGUUAUUAGUAUUAUCAUCAUCAUUAUUCUUCUUAUUGUUUGUUUACCUGGACGAAGCUGCACCGGGUAGUCUAGUCUCCUUGUUCAUUAUUUUUUUUCCCUUUUUCAUUUUUUAUAUUUGCCUUUUCUGGUUAACCGGGCACUCGCGCGACUCCAGCGCCCGUUUCCUCCCAUUACAGAUUUAAAUUAAUUUACUUUUUUUAAAUUUUUUCAUUUUUUUUUCUUUGUGGAUGCCCCGAUGAGAGACCCGCUGCUCGCGGGCACCGCCAUGGCGUACCCUCCUCCGUUCCCCGCGCACCGGCCCGCAGACUUCCCCGUGUCCGCCUUCCUGGCCGCGGCGCAGCCCUCCUUCUUCCCCGCGCUCGCGCUGCCGCCGGCGCUCGCCAAGCCUCUGGCCGAGCCCGUGCUGUCCGGCGCCGCGGAGGCCGCCUUCCACCCCGGGCUGCACGGCCACCACCACCACCACCACCACGGCCACCACCAGCACCAGCAGCACCUCCGCUCCCUCAAGAGCCUCGAGCCCGAGGAGGACGUGGAGGACGACCCCAAAGUCAACCUGGAGGCCAAGGAGCUCUGGGACCAGUUCCACAAGCUGGGCACGGAGAUGGUCAUCACCAAGUCGGGCAGGAGGAUGUUCCCCCCUUACAAAGUGCGCGUGAACGGCCUGGACAAGAAGGCCAAGUACAUCCUGCUGAUGGACAUCGUGGCCGCCGACGACUGCAGAUACAAGUUCCACAACUCGCGCUGGAUGGUGGCCGGCAAGGCUGACCCCGAGAUGCCCAAGCGCAUGUACAUCCACCCGGACAGCCCGGCCACAGGGGAGCAGUGGAUGGCCAAGCCCGUCACCUUCCACAAGCUCAAGCUGACCAACAACAUCUCGGACAAGCAUGGCUUUACCAUCCUGAAUUCGAUGCACAAAUACCAGCCCAGGUUUCAUAUCGUGAGAGCCAAUGACAUCCUGAAGCUCCCCUACAGCACCUUCAGGACAUACGUGUUCCCAGAGACUGAUUUCAUAGCAGUUACUGCAUAUCAGAAUGACAAGAUCACACAGCUGAAAAUCGACAACAACCCCUUUGCCAAAGGAUUCAGAGACACGGGGAACGGCAGAAGGGAAAAAAGGAAGCAGUUAACCCUUCCAUCGCUGCGUCUCUACGACGAGCAGUGCAAAGCAGACCGGGACGGGGCAGAGUCAGACACUUCAUCCUGCGAGCAAAACGCCGGGACCGAGUCCCUCCACUCUCCUCUAGGGGCAGUUACAAGCCCCCUCAAGUUCAACAGGACCAGCCGAGAUGAGAAAAAUUGCACUGAGAGUGACCAAGAACUUGACCAGCAAGAGGAAAGGUCCGUGGGAGUGAGCAGCCCAGGUCCUCAGCCGAUGUCUCCUUUCAGGGCGAGCAGUGAGGAAAGGGUCAAGGAUAGGCCAAGCCUGGACAAGAAGGUAGACUGCCUGGACAGCAAGCAAGACAGCGAGCCUGCUUUCGCCGUUAGGAACCUGGAGAAAGACAAGUCGGACAGCAGGAACCACAAAGAACCAGAAUCCUCCAAGAAGGAUGCAGAGAGCGCAGGCCUAAGCAGGACCAAAGAGGGCUUUUCUCCACUGGUGGUCCAGACGGAGAGCCCAUCGCACUUUAGCGCGAGUCAUUUGCAAAGCCUGGCCUUGUCCGGUUUACACAGCCAGCACUUCUUUAACCCUCUGACCACGGGGCAACCACUGUUAUUUCACCCGAGCCAAUUUGCCAUGACCCCUGGAGCUUUCUCCACCCUGGGCAUGGGACACUUGUUGGCGUCCAUGUCAGGGACCAGUGGACUGGAGAACGGAGGCCUGUCGCCUCAAGGCACGGGCACAGCCAGCUCUUUCCCAUUCCACUUAUCGCAGCACAUGCUUGCAUCUCAG